GCCCACCCCGGACUGUCGUGUUUCCGUGGCCGGCAGGUGGACGGACGGAGAGACAGACAGACAGACAGUGGUCAAGGCGCGAUGGCAGCGGAGACGGAGCUGAUCCGGGUGCUAGUGGAAUGCACCCUGGCCAUCAUUAAACCCGACGCCAUUCACAAGUACCUGGAGAUCGAGGAGAUCAUCCUGCAAUCCGGCUUCCUCAUCGUCCAGCGGAGGAAGCUGCACCUCAGCCCCGAGUUGGCCAGCGAGUUCUACAGCCAGCAGAGCGGUCAGCUCUCCUUCCCCAGCCUGACCGCCCAUCUCUGCUCCGCGCCGCUGGUCGCCCUCCUCCUGGCCCGCAACUCCGCCGUGCAGCGCUGGAGAGAACUACUGGGACCUGUGGACAGUCAGCGCGCCCGGGAGACCCACCCGAGGAGUCUCAGGGCGAUCUAUGGGACGGACAAGAUCAGGAACGCGCUGCACGGCAGCGAUUGCUUCACUGCGGCCGAGCGAGAAAUCUCCUUCAUCUUCCCCAACACCACUAUCGAGCCGUUCCCCAGUAGACAGGCGGCUGAGAACUAUCUGAGCAAGUACGUUAAUCCCACCUUGCUGAAGGCGCUGACCCAGCUGUGUAAACUCAAGCCCACCAACCCUGUGAUCUGGUUGGCCGACUGGCUGUUUGCCAACAACCCCAACCGGCCGUCCGUGCAGGAGGGCAUCGUGGAGAUACCGUCCGAGUGCGGCUACUGACCAGGAUGCCCGGAGACCGCUGGCUGCACCCACACACCCUGACAUUACCUUACUUACAUUAAACCACUUGUUGUUGA
This is a messenger RNA of Amblyraja radiata (thorny skate), 806 nucleotides long. RefSeq names its product nucleoside diphosphate kinase homolog 5-like. Gene Ontology annotation, cellular component: cilium. The record is from RefSeq and is a predicted model, not a curated record. The coding region runs from base 82 to 729 and encodes 215 amino acids. The transcript has 5 exons. Gene Ontology annotation, molecular function: nucleoside diphosphate kinase activity. NCBI's taxonomy places the organism in Eukaryota, Metazoa, Chordata, Chondrichthyes, Rajiformes, Rajidae. Gene Ontology annotation, biological process: CTP biosynthetic process; cilium movement; GTP biosynthetic process.